Messenger RNA from Scomber scombrus (Atlantic mackerel), 1699 nucleotides. RefSeq names its product Rho family GTPase 3a (gene rnd3a). Bases 170 to 901 code for a protein of 243 amino acids. Gene Ontology annotation, biological process: small GTPase-mediated signal transduction. The transcript is spliced from 5 exons. Gene Ontology annotation, molecular function: GTP binding; GTPase activity. Lineage: Eukaryota; Metazoa; Chordata; Actinopteri; Scombriformes; Scombridae. The record is from RefSeq and is a predicted model, not a curated record.
UUACCGGCUCAGAACAGGCGGAGACACCACGAGAGACUGUGAGGCAAUCAAAGAGGGAGGCUCCGUCACCGCAUCGACUAUUCACACAUACACACACACACACACACACCCAUACACACCUACACAGGAUUGGACUGGUUUUCUUUUCUUUCAUCUCGACUUGAAAUCAAUGAAGGAGAGACGCUCUUGUCACAAACUAUCUCUGAAAUCCGGCAUGGAUCCCAGUCAGAGUGUGAAGUGUAAGAUCGUGGUGGUGGGGGACAGCCAGUGCGGGAAGACUGCUCUGCUUCACGUGUUCGCCAAGGACUGUUUCCCCGAGAGCUACGUCCCCACCGUGUUUGAAAACUACACAGCCAGUUUCGAAAUCGACACUCAGAGGAUCGAGCUCAGUCUGUGGGACACAUCAGGUUCUCCGUACUAUGACAACGUGAGGCCCCUCUCCUACCCAGACUCUGACGCCGUCCUCAUCUGUUUCGACAUCAGCCGCCCUGAAACACUCGACAGUGUGCUCAAAAAGUGGAAAGGGGAGAUCCAGGAGUUUUGUCCCAACACUAAAAUGCUGUUGGUUGGCUGUAAGUCAGACCUACGCACCGACCUGAGCACACUAGUGGAGCUUUCCAACCACCGGCAGACACCAGUGUCUUAUGACCAGGGUUCCAGCAUGGCCAAGCAGAUCUCGGCGCCUUACAUCGAGUGCUCGGCCCAGCAGUCGGAGAACAGCGUCAGGGACAUUUUCCACGUGGCCACACUGGCCUGCAUCAACAAAAACAACAAAAACGUCAAGCGCAGUAAGACCACCCGCACCAACAAGAGGAUUUCACACAUGCCCAGUAGGCCUGACCUGGCGGCUGUGGCUUCAGACCUCCGGAAGGACAAAGCCAAAAGUUGCUCAAUUAUGUGACUGAUCAGACUGAGGGAGAUUAGACUGAGGAGAAUGAGGACAGAGCACAGUUCAAGCAGGAAGCUACGGGGCAAUGCUCUUUCCUGCAUGCGAAAGACCCCAUAUUUGUCUGGGAAGGGGCUUUAUAAGCUUCAAUUCAUGUACAUGUUACUGGAAUACUCUGCACCAAUGAAAACUCACUGCGUCGUAACGUCCCCAUUCAUACGGCCCCCGCCCCACCAGAUGAGGAAGCUAUCUGUCAGUGGGCUACCUGCUCGAGGAAGUGACCUACUUCCUCUGGGAAGGACCAAGCGGAUGCGGUCGAGGCUUUCCACACCAACAGGAAAUGAGCAUAAGGAGUGAUGUCAUUAGACGCUCAUUUGUAAAAGCAGAAACAUGUGAUUUUUUGAAUGAGAGCCAAAAGGCCGCAAUGGGGGUUUGCUGCCUUGGGGGGGGAGAAAGAGGAACUGCUGUUGUUCUGUGCUGGAUCAAAGAUUUGCUCGGAGGGCUUAUACAACAACUCAUCACUGUGGUUUGGAAGUGUUUCUCUCUCACCCCUGCUACUGUAACUGUAAGUCUGUGAGCAGAGCAGAUUUAAAAGAGGAAUUUCUUAGUCCUGCACAAUGGAAACCUGACGCUGUGUGUCCCCUCUCUCUGAUAUGUUGUCGGUAUAAUGUGAAGUCAUUGGUGUGUAACUGUGUCAUCCUUUUUAAUUUAGCUUCAUCCUAAAAAUUACACAUCUGCAUCAGUCAGAUGGCCGCUCUAUGCCCAUUAAUUUCACCUCAACAGCAGAUGCAUAAUGACUCUCUGAAGACAGAU